This is a messenger RNA of Xyrichtys novacula (pearly razorfish), 7515 nucleotides long. NCBI's taxonomy places the organism in Eukaryota, Metazoa, Chordata, Actinopteri, Labriformes, Labridae. The record is from the annotation of a GenBank genome assembly.
AUUUCCUGGUGUACUAACCGCCGUGGUAGAUACUCGCGUGGCGCGCCCGCCUUUCAUUCAUUCAUCCUCUGAAACCAGACCCGGACCAGUCCACGUUCAGACCCGCUCCGACUCCAGGUGAGUUUUGUCCACCUUUUAAUUGUCAGUUCGACCUUAAAUCAGUGAUUUCCUGGAGGACGUCUGAACGGUUCAUCACUCUAAAGUUUACCUCCUGUCCUGUCAGUCUGACUUUGAAACAGUGACGCACGUUGUGCCUAAAAAGGCGCGUUAAUUCAAUAUUUAUAAACGCACCAAAACUGUUCAGUUGAUUAUUGUCAUACCUCGUUAUAAACCGGACUUCUUGACAUUUAGACUGCUUUACUGUACUGUACUCUAAGACUCACCUGUCGAUGAAGUCAAAAGUAUUUUAUUGUGUAUUUAUAGGACGUACAUAGUGCAUGCUGUUGCAGGCGGGAAAUGUGUUUACUAGUGUGUGGUGUUAUCAGAUCCUUUGUUCCCAUAUCCAUCAAUAAGAAAAUGAAAUAGUUUGCUGAAUUAUAGGCAAAAGACAAAAACUAGAAUAAAUAGCAAGUCUUAAUGGCAUAAUGUACCUAAUUAAUAAGAAUCAAAUGUGUGUUUGGUUAGAGAGUCGUCCCGUUUUGCUUUGUUGAAUAAUUCAAAAAUGUUUUUUCAUUUUUUAAUGUUAAUUUCUACCUUAAAUUAGAGCCAUUUGUGUAAACUUAUACUUUGUUUAGGUGUUCAAGGACACUAAAUAGAGGUACAAUUUAGAUGCAGAAAUCAAAAUACUAUGAUUAAUGUCACUAUAUUUAAAAUUGUACUAUUAGUAUCAUAAAAAAUAAAUAUAUAUGAGCAAUAAAGGUCUGCAUUAAAAUGACCCCAGAGCAAAGAAGAUAAAGGGUAUUUUUUUAUCAUCAUCUAAACAUCUUAAAAAGUAAACUGGGUCAAAUUAUCAAAACAAAGGAGUAAAAACUUCCUGCCUAUUUCAUCAGACGGCGGGAAAACAGGCCCAAUAAAGUCAUAGUAAUCUGCAAUCCAUGAGUCACUUCCUGUCACUUUCUAUUGAAUAAACACCUUGUGCACAUGAAAAGUCAAGCACGUGUGAAUAAUGUAACAACUGUUCUUUAGCUGUUAAUCCUGGUCUGUCACUUUCUUUCUUUCAUUCAUCUCAAACUAAAAGAACAACAACAACAAAAAAAAACUAAAAUCAAAAACAUCAAACAAGAUAAUACAUGUGUACACUAAACAACUGUACAUGUCAAAGAUAAAUUUACAAUCACAUAUGUCAAAAACGAACAGUUUGAGAAGGAAUGAAGCAAAGAGCUCAUCUAGUCCUGCCUCUUCCUUGCAAAUCAAAUCUGAAUAAUGAAUGAAAUAAAAAACUAAUUGUACAAAUUACAAAGAUCUGUAUAUAUAUCCACAUAUUAGACAAAGUUAUCUGCUCCGAACUAAAUUGUAUGUUACUCAAUAUAACUAUUCGCAUAUAUUAUUAAUAAUAAUAAUCAGUGUUACGAUAUUCAGAAUUAAUAUUACUUCAAUGCAAUCAAGUUAAUUUGGCAUAAAACCUUUAAUUUCUCUCAGGAAACCUUCCCAAAAGAAUAAACAAAGUCUAAUCUAAUCUUUACCUUCUUAACAUAUGGACUUAAAAACAUUAGGACUGUAAUCUUUUAACAAUGACUCACAGUGAAUCAUCCAACUGUUAUGGCUGUGUUCUUACAUUAUCAUCCCAUAAAUCUAAACUCUAAGUCCUAAAUUGCUGUUUUCUUGUCAAAAUCAUCCUAAAAUAAGAGACGAUCAUUUUGCCAUGCCUUCUUAUGUAACAACACUCUGAAUGGACACACCCAUAGCUCACCUUUACUGUAUUUGAUCACAUAUUUAUUCUGAGUCUUCCUUGACUUGUUCACAGAAACGCAGCAGAAACAACAGGAUGUCAAGCGAAAAGGAGCAGACUCCCCCUGCUGACCAGUGUGUAUAGAUUUACAGAUUUGAACAUUUAGUAUGAAAAAAUAUGCUGUUGGUGUGAGAAUGCCUUUUUAAAAUGAUUUUUCUUAACAGUUGCCAUGCUGUUGGCCUCAUCAUCUUCAUCCUUGGUGUGGGAACUCUGCUGCCCUGGAACUUCUUCAUGACAGCCUCUCAGGUUUCACUUCUUCAUUUGCUUCCUUAUUUCAUGAUUAAAAAGUCAUCCCAUGUAUAAAAACUGAUGAAUCACGUGUUCUGGUACACUUCUGCUGGGUUUCCACCAAACGAUUUUCACAGUCCCAGACUAAAAAACUGAAAGUCUUAAGUAAAUCUAGGAGUUUUACUGGAGUCACAGCACGCUCUCAUCAUCUCUAUGGUUAGAUUUAAAAUGGUAAUUUACGCUGUUUUAUAUCAGUCUUUUCCUAGUCUUGGGUUUGCAAUAAUGUCAAAUGUGUUUGAUAUUAUCGCAAAUCGCAGUGACUUAACACAACCAGCAACCAGUAAAUGAGCUCUCAUCACUUUCACUUCAAACAACAGCAUCACUUCAAGGCUGCAGGGUACACUCCAGACCACAACUGUUACCAAGCUCUCUGUUGUGUGCACUCUCAGAUAAAUCUUUUAUUGACAUUGUGGAUAUCAAUAGUAAUCGUCUACACUACAAUAUUGAGGCAACUAUUUAAAUUUGAUACAAUUCAACACAUUUAUGCCGACAUCCUGCUGGUUAAGCAGCAGUCUGGUCUGAAUCAAUCACUGUGAAUCCCAAUGGUUGUGUUGAAAUUCUCUCACACAAUGACUGUAGGAGAGAUGCGUUUAAAACCAGGUCUAAACAGGCUCAAAGUCCCUCCUGACUCGCUAACACAGCUGCUAUUUGAACAUGAUGAAAUGUUGGUCGGGUUUCUCCUCUUAGUACUUCAAUGGACGCCUGAAUGACGCCAACAUCACGGAGAAUGGGAUGACUAAAGACUACAACUAUGACAGCUGGAUGGCCUUGCUUUCCCAGCUGCCCCUGCUGAUGUUCACCCUGCUCAACUCUUUCCUCUAUCAGUGGUGAGUGGAUAACUUUGCACAAAAUUAAACAGAAACUAAAAUCUCAAACACGAAGAAGUGAGGUUUUAUUGGAUGGCAGAGAUAUGGUGACACAGUAGGGGUCAAAAUCAAAGAAUUAUGACGUCACAUUUCUCUAAUUAACUCAGCAGAUUGAUCCUGGUGUAACUCAAUCAUAAAUGGAUGGAUAAAUGAGAUGUAUUUCUAUCUGCAGGGUGAAGGAACGUUUCCGUGUGGCCUUCAGCCUUGUCCUCAUCUUCGUCCUCUUCUCCCUCACCGCUGCUCUGGUCCAGGUCCCCAUGAAGCCAGACACCUUCUUCUCUGUCACCAUGGCAACCAUCUGGUUCAUCAACAGUAAGUCACAUUGUCCGUCUAAAAAUCAGUUCCAAAUCAAGACUGAUUCCACCUCGUUUGACAUCAUUUGACUUGAUGUUUAGCUGUUCCUUUAUCGAUGCCUUCCAGCUGAACAUGUUUUACUAAACACAAAAGAAUAAACAGAUCAGCUGACUUUUAAAGGCCGAAGUUAUCUGUGUAUCACAGUUUGAAUCUUCUUAAUUUAUACACGUUUUGUGUUUGUGUGUGGACAGUGUGUAGUGCAGUGCUGCAGGGCAGUCUGUUCGGCGUGGUCGGUCUGUUUCCUCCUCGGUACAGCACGCUGUUCAUGAGCGGUCAGGGACUGGCGGGGAUCUUCGCUGCUCUCGCCAUGCUCCUCUCCAUACUAAGUCAGUUUAAUUACAGUUCAUAAUAAUCGACUGAUAACCAUAAGUUAUUAUGAUCUCACUUGUUAUAAAUCUGUCUGUUUAUCUCUGCAGGUAAUGCAGAUAAAAACGCUGCUGCUUUGGGAUAUUUCAUCACUCCCUGUGUGGCCACUCUGGGGACUCUGCUGUGUUACCUGAUGCUGCCACAUCUGGUAAGAAGACACACUGGAACCACUGACUGUGUACAGACAAGACGUUGUGCAUUUAUUUGUCACCAGAGCUGUCAGUCACGACAUUACAUCUGCACUUUUUAAAACUAAAGAAUAAUUCAAACUAAACUUGUCACAUAAAUGAACAUUUAGGCAUGAAUCAACGUGGUAACAGCAAAAUUUAAUGACAGAAUAAAGAUUUAACAUGUAUUUUAAUUAAACAGUGUGACUCAUGUUUCAUAUGUUAACUUAAAGGAGGUGGGGUUUAUGACCUUUACCAAAGCCAGCCAGCAGAGGGAGCUCUAAAUCUUUUGGCUUCACAGUCAGUGAACACAGGUGGCAACUGUGACAAAAACACCCAGAAGGAGGCACUGUGAAUGUAAUAUCAACAAACUCUGAGGAGGAAAAGGGGCAAAUUGUUACAUUUGGGGAGAAAUGCUAUGAAACAUUUGUAACAGAAGUCCUUUUGAAAUGCUUUGUGUACCAAAAUAAAUGAGUGAAACAUAUGAGAAUCUCACAGAGUUCCUAAGGUGUUUAAAGACAACUCCCUGUCUAAUUUAAUCUUUAUAUCAAUAAUGCAUUAACAUUUUAUUUGAGUACUUCGGGGCCUGUGAAGAACCAAACUCUGACAGGUGUGUUUCCGUUUUGCAGAAAUUUGCUCGUUUCUACCUAAACAGAAGUCAGACUGAUGGUCUGGAGACGGCCCUGACACUCCUCAAUGACACAGGUACCUGCUUGUUAGCAACAUGCUAAUGCUAUGUCUUUGAUGAAGCUUGAAUAACAGUCUUUAUGAAACAAAUGAAACAUGACUUCUAAUAACCAUGCCAGCUUUCUACUCUAAAGCUAAUCUUUUUUCUGGCCGCAGUUAGCUAGCAGUGACAGGGCAUGAAUAUAUAGAGAUCCUUUAAACUGUUCAAAGUUCAAAUGAUCACAUUAUGAGCUUGCUUAGUGAAACAUCUUUGUUUAUUUUUCAUAGUGGAGAAAUCACCAAACCAAAACUCUAAAGAGGUAAUGGCCAAAGAGACAAAUCAGCAGCGUUCGUCAGUCCUGGCUGUCUUCAAAAAGGUAAAAAAAAAUUCUCCUAUUUGAUCACAUUUUCCUUUUUUCAUGCAUUUAAUUUCACAUAUAGUAUAAAUAAUUUUUUUGUUUACCUAAAUCUACAGAUUUGGCUGAUGGCAUUUUGUGUGACGUGUGUAUUUGCCGUUACUCUGUCGGUGUUUCCUGUGAUCACAGUCCGUGUUCAGACGAUCUACACCGAGAACGAAGCCUGGAGUGAGAAAUCUUUUUCUAUGAAGUCUAUUAAUUUUAUCACAUGUAAAAAAAACUACUGUCAACUUUGAAGUCAGCUGUUUUUCUAAUCUGUUUUGUCGUUGAGACUGUUUGCAUUGAGGGAAAGGUAGAGAGUAAAAAGACACAAAAUAGACUAAAAUUUACCAAAAGUUUUUAGAUUCCUGAAAAGUUCCCUCAAUAUCAAUAAAAAUUUUCUCAGUAUAAUUGAAGGUUUCUUUGGAUCUUGCAAAAGUUUCUUGCGACACAGUAGUAGUCUGGGGAUCUUGCAGUGAAAUUGUCUUGAGCUCUUGCAAAAGAUUCUUGGACUUAUGCCAAAAGUUAAGCAUCAAGUGAAAAAAUUCCUUCAUUACAUUAAAAAAUGGUUCUUGUAAAAGUUUCCCAUAAAAAUACUUUGGAUCUUUGCAAAAAAAAGUAUUUUUGUUAAUGCAAGAAUGAAGACUGAAGAGUGCUUUCUUUAUGCCAAAUGGGAAGUUUUGAAAGUUUAAGGAAUUAUAAUAAUUUCCAUCAUUUUUUGAGCUCCAUGUUGCAGAUGUUAUAGUUCUCUCCUCCUCACGCUCACUCUGUUCUCUUCUGCUGCGUCUCUGACAGAAAAAAUCUUCACCUGUGUUUGCUGCUUCAUCGUUUUUAAUGCCAUGGACCUGCUCGGCCGCAGCGCCCCGUCUUUUGUCCAGUGGGUGAGUGUUUUUCUUUGUUUGAGGAACUUUUAUUCAUCUUGUGAAUUAGUCCUAACCAGCUCUGUUGAUGUUUUUGUGUUCAGCCUUCGGAGAGGAGCCUUCUGUUUCCUGUUGCGGUGCUGCUCCGGCUGAUCUUCAUCCCUCUGCUCAUGUUUUGUAACGUCCAGAACUCCAAACUCCCCGUCUUCUUCAGUCAUGAUUGUGCCUUCGUCAUUAUCAUGGCUAUGUUCUCAUUCUCUAAUGGAUACUUGGCGAGCCUCUGCAUGGCCUACGCUCCACAGUAAGUCCCUACCACACAGUCAACCAUUUCAAAUUUUUAGGACUUUAUGGAAAUAUCUUCUGGUCGUCAGUGUGCAGAUCUGUGUUUUUUCUGUGUAAUCAUGUUGUAACUGAGUGUUUCUCUCUGCCAGGUUUGUAAAGAAUGCAGACCGCGAGACAGCCGGCUCUCUCAUGACCUUCUUCCUGGUUCUGGGUCUGGCGGUGGGAGCCUCCUUCUCUUUCUUACUAGGACGUCUGGUUUGACUGAGUGGAAUAGACAAGUAAACCAUGUGAGACUUUGUAGAACUAACUGCGAACCAUGAAAGAUAAAUUAAUUUUUUAAGGUAUUGGAGUGAGGAUACAAAGCAGCUUUAAAAACAAACGUUUCAGGGCACCACUGGCCUGGCAGUCCAGUCACACCCCACCUACAGAGGUUACACUUAAGCUUAAAGCUCAGGCUCAUUUCCAUCUGAUUUUCUAUACUUUCAAAUUAAGACACAAAAAGCCUGAUAAGAAAUUCAAUGAGAAGUUUACUCAACUAAAAGAGUAAAAAAACAAACAAACAAACGAACGAAUGUCCACACACAGUGAGACAGUCUGAAAGUGUAGUUAAGACAGGGAACAGCAAGAAGAGUAAUAGAAAGUAGCACGAUGUUGAUGCAUCACUGAAUCAGCUGUGUUCUAAUUCAUUUGAAGGCCUUAUGUAUCACAGCAGUACGUUGAAAGGCUCAACCAAAUACUGGUGAAUGUGUCCUACUUUACCUGGCCCAUAAAGGCUGCAUCAAGUCCCACAUGUCCUGUGGUCCUUGGCAUGCCAGCACUAUCAAGAUUGUAGACUUUCAAACUGCUGAAUGAUGUGCUGUUGAAUAAAAGUUUAUAAUAAGUUUGAACUGAGAAUUGAGCUGUGAAAAUACUGAAAGAGAUAGAAGCAUUAAAAUAUAAAGUCAUCCUUGUUAGUGAUAACGCAAGCUGGUUAACCAAGUCGCCACUUGGUGCUUGAUGCACGAAUUCAACAGAUUAAAUAAACUGUGUAUAUUUUGUGUUAAUUAUAAUUUUUUUAAGUUUGUUUGAUGUAAUUUAUUUUUUAUGCAGUUAACAUUUGUACAGCAUUUUUAAAAAAGCAUUUUUUUAUAUUUUGGUAAUAUUUGUCCUGCAUGUCUGACUGUUGUGUUUGUUCUUCAUAUUUUUCUGAUAUUAUAAAAAUUGUAAACUGUCUACAGAUUUUUAACCACUCACCAUGAAGCUAGUGAAGGGAGUAGGGCAUUGAAUGCAGCACAAAUAAACAUUAAAAAUCAAACAUGUUUCCUUUUUAUUCUGUUUCCUGGGUGUUGUUUUAUUCCAGGUUUAUAAUUUGAUUAAAACUUUGUUGUUGUUGUUGUGAAAGUU